AUGAUGAUGAAGAUGAGUGCUCUCAAAGACAUGGGCGAAGAUGUCUCAAAAGAAGAACGCCGUAGAGUAGCCGCGAGAGCUCUAUCAGAUAUCAUGAAAUCCCCAUAA
Molecule: messenger RNA, 108 nt
Organism: Tuber melanosporum (Perigord truffle)
Lineage: Eukaryota; Fungi; Ascomycota; Pezizomycetes; Pezizales; Tuberaceae
Exons: 2
Coding region: 1-108 (35 amino acids)
Source: RefSeq, a predicted model, not a curated record